Messenger RNA from Scedosporium apiospermum, 510 nucleotides. RefSeq lists its product as uncharacterized. Gene Ontology annotation, biological process: protein lipidation; protein modification by small protein conjugation; macroautophagy. The record is from RefSeq and is a predicted model, not a curated record. Lineage: Eukaryota; Fungi; Ascomycota; Sordariomycetes; Microascales; Microascaceae. The transcript is spliced from 3 exons. Gene Ontology annotation, molecular function: Atg12 transferase activity. Bases 1 to 510 code for a protein of 169 amino acids. Gene Ontology annotation, cellular component: intracellular anatomical structure.
AUGGAGAGGUUCUCUCUCAGUGAAGAUACUCUGGCUGGUCCUGGCGACCACGAAAUGAUGGAAGCUGAGGAGGCGGAUGAGGCUGCUCUAAGAAGAGAUACGGACGUUCCUCCUGAUGUCGGCUACGUGACGUACGAAAUUCAUUUCCACCCCACGUACCGGAUGCCAUGUCUCUGGUUCAAUCUUCAUGGUCUCCCGCCCGAUCAACCAGCGUUCAACCUCGACACCGUCUUUAGAUAUCUGGUCCCCGAUCAGUUUAAAGAUGCCCUUCGAGGUACAGGGCCAAUAGGUGGAAUCUCAGGCGACCAUCACCCAGUAACGGGGUUCCCCUCCUUCUUCAUCCACCCAUGCCUCCUUGGAGACGCCAUGUCGAGGUUUGAAUGCUCAAGAGACAAUUACCUGACCAUGUGGCUCGGCCUUGUUGGGGGUUGCGUCGGCCUCUGGGUACCAAAGGAGAUGGUAAUGGACCAAGUGCCCCACGCACAUGGGAAUCCCACCCCUCAGAGGUGA